Messenger RNA from Tachysurus vachellii, 2854 nucleotides. It is a transcript of the gene a1cf, whose product is annotated as apobec1 complementation factor. The record is from RefSeq and is a predicted model, not a curated record. Lineage: Eukaryota; Metazoa; Chordata; Actinopteri; Siluriformes; Bagridae. The coding region runs from base 206 to 1993 and encodes 595 amino acids. Gene Ontology annotation, molecular function: mRNA binding. Gene Ontology annotation, cellular component: nucleus. The transcript has 12 exons.
GGUUAACGUUUAACCCGCCCAGCUUGUAAAGUAGCUCCAGGACAGUGAACCUUUGGAGUUUGAUAUGAUGUGAUUACAGAAUCACCCCAGUGACAUGUUGCCCAGUUCACCAGAAUGAAGGUCUGAGUCUUCCAUGUGGUGAUCUCUGAAAAUUGCUCAGUGAGCACCCCUAAUUUUGCUGAUUUAUUGCUGAUAAUCACUCACAAUGGAAACCAAUCAAAAAUGCGGGGAUGGACUGACUGGCACACAGAAAGAGGCUGCACUGCGCACUCUCAUCCAGCGCACAGGAUAUCAAUUACACCAGGAAAAUGGCCAGAGGAGAUACGGAGGUCCACCACCUGAUUGGGAAGGUCCACCACCAGAGAGAGGCAGCGAGAUAUUUGUGGGCAAAUUACCUCGAGACCUUUUUGAGGAUGAGCUGGUGCCUCUUUGUGAAAAAUUUGGCAAAAUAUAUGAAGUACGGAUGAUGAUGGAUUUCAAUGGGAACAACCGAGGUUAUGCUUUCGUCACCUUCAGUGCUAAACAAGAAGCCAAGAAUGCCAUGAAGUAUCUCAACAAUUAUGAAAUUAGGAACGGUCGUCUGCUGGGCGUGUGUGCAAGUGUGGAUAACUGCCGGCUGUUUGUGGGAGGCAUCCCAAAAACCAAGAAGAAAGAGGAGAUCCUGGCUGAGAUGAAGAAGGUGACGGAUGGUGUGGUGGAGGUGAUCGUUUACCCCAGUGCAGCUGACAAGAGCAAGAAUAGAGGCUUUGCCUUCGUGGAAUACGAGAGCCACCGUGCUGCAGCCAUGGCCAGGAGGAAACUGCUGCCUGGCCGUAUCCAGCUGUGGGGUCAUGCCAUUGCUGUGGAUUGGGCAGAGCCAGAAGUGGAAGUGGAUGAGGACACGAUGUCCACUGUGAAGAUCCUUUACAUCAGGAACCUGAUGCUGGCCACAACAGAAGAGACCAUUGAGAAGGAAUUCAAUGCCAUCAAACCUGGUGCAGUGGAGAGGGUAAAGAAGAUCAGGGACUACGCGUUUGUUCACUUCUCUCAGAGAGACGAUGCAAUUGCAGCUAUGAACGUGUUGAACGGAAAGGUGAUUGACGGCUCUCCUAUAGAAGUGACGCUGGCCAAGCCAGUGGAUAAAGACAGUUAUGUGCGUUACACUCGAGGCACAGGGGGCCGAGGGGCGGCUCUGCUGCAAGGCGAGUACACCUACACGCUGGGUCAGGUGUAUGACCCCUCAGCAGCGUACCUGGGUGCUCCAGUGUUUUAUGCACCUCAUGCUUACGCAGCUCUCCCUGGACAGUUCCGCUUCCCUGCCGCUAAGGGCCAUGUCAGCACUCGAGGUCUGGUGCGUCCGCCCUCUGUCAGAGAAAUUUACAUGAAUAUGCCUGUAGGGGCGGCAGGUGUGCGCGGGUUGGGCGGUCGAGGCUACCUCGCCUAUGCAGGCGUGGGCCGUGGCUGCCCCACAUAUCAGCUAAAGUCUGACAAACACCAUGAUGACAAACUCUACGACCUGCUUCCCGGCAUGGAGCUCACGCCCAUGAACCCCGUCACCCUGAAGCCACAGGGAAUCAAACAUGCUCCACAGAUUUUGGAGGAUAUUUGUCAGAAGAAUAACUGGGGACAUCCAGUGUACCAACUUCACUCUGCCAUUGGACCUGAUCAGAGGCAACUGUUCCUUUAUAAAGUCACCAUCCCUGCUCUGGCCACUCAGUACCCUAACAUACAUCCGUUCACCCCAACUAAACUGUGCGCAUCAGUGGAUGAAGCCAAAAUCCAUGCCGCCGAGCAUACACUGCAGACCCUUGGGCUACACACAGAGGGCGCUGACACUUCUGCUGCCGCUGUGGCAUUCCCAGGUUAUGCGAUCGCCAACACCACCGGCACCGUUGCUGCUUCUCAGCUUAAACAAACUCUGUCUCUGGGGCAGGACAUAGCAGCUUACACCACCUACGAGGCUUACCCAGCGUUCGCCGUCACCACCCGAGGAGAUGCUUACGGUGUAUUCUAAAAACUCAGAAGCAGCCCGGUGUCUGAUGUGGCCAUUCGACAUCAGGAACAUCCAUUCUGUAUAAAAUUUGUCUCAAAAGCUAAUGUCUCUUGAAUGCCACCUUUAUCCAGUUUGCCUUUUAUUAUAUCAAACAGUUUUUGUCUGGUUACAGAAAAAUAAGUCAUUAGAUAGCAUCAGUACUGUUAAAAGAGAAAAGGCUGGAAAAUAAUCCUGGCUAUGAGAUCAGGAUUUAAAUUGAGGUCUUUUACAGUUAUUAAAACUACCAUUAAAUGUACAGAUAGGACUAUAAUACUGUAAUACCACAUAACACACAGAUGUCAUACAGCCGUACAGCCUUGAGUUGUUGUGCAAGUGUUUCAGUAUUUACUUUAAUAAAAAAUAUAUCAGGAAUUUUUAAUAUAGCAAAAAAAAACUAUUCAUGUUCUUUUUUUCUAUUUUUAAGUAAGUUUUUUUAGCUUUAUAAUAUUUUUCUCUGUGCUAUAUUAUUUCCAAGCUUGCUACCUACUAAAACCCUUUGAAUAUCCCACCUCAUCGUUUUGUCGAAUGAAGAGUGUGACAUUUUGUCAGAUGUGUAAACAGUGACAGUAUUAAAGUGUGUUAAGCACUUAGAACUUAUUUUUAUACAUGGAUUCCAGCGCUAUUUGUAAGACGUGUUAGGAUAUUGCAAAUCAUCUGACUCAAUGACUGCCGUAAGAGCUAGGAGUUCAAUGUCAGGGUGUGACACUUUGAGUGUGACACUUUGAGUGUGACAGGGAGGAUUUCCUAAUUCAAUACAUCAUUAUGCUGCGAAUGAGAGGGAGAGAUGGGAUAAUUCUCGAUGUGUCAACUGGCUAUCAAUAAAUUCUGUUCAAUUCUUUGGCA